Messenger RNA from Neurospora tetraspora, 864 nucleotides. RefSeq lists its product as uncharacterized. NCBI's taxonomy places the organism in Eukaryota, Fungi, Ascomycota, Sordariomycetes, Sordariales, Sordariaceae. The transcript is spliced from 2 exons. The record is from RefSeq and is a predicted model, not a curated record. The coding region runs from base 1 to 864 and encodes 287 amino acids.
AUGCGUCAAUACUGCACUCUCACCUCCUCAUCCUACACCUGCACCAACAUCGUAACCGGGCAAACCGACAUGGCAACCUUCGACCUCUCCCAAUACUACAAACUCAAAGUCCCAGUCGGCUUAACGGACGGCGUCGAAAAGCUCGUCCCCCCCCAGGACCAAUACUACUCCUACAAUCCCACAAUCACAAUUUUGAUCACUAAUACCCCCUCCAUCUCCACUAAUACCCUCUCCAAUUCCACUAAACCCACUACUACCAUCAACUCCUCAACAACAACAGUCAUCCCCCUCCACUUCCCUAUAGUAACCAAAGACGCCAAGGACAAGGACAUUCACUGGGGCGCUUCCCUCGCCUAUAUUGAUGAUUCCGAAAUAGCUACUUAUACAGUAAAAUGCAUCGAUCCCAAGAAGGCCGCUAUCAAAGAUUGCGAGUCUUUCUAUCAUGGCGGAAUAACCGUACAGACGGGGCCGAUGUAUUAUGGGUACAACUUUGUCUAUACGGUUGGUAGUGAAUGGCACACAAAAGACUACCACUGCCACCACCCCCCCUCCCCCGGCGCCCUCAAAAACGGCCAAGACGACAUCGGCUCCUGCACCUCCAUCUACGGUCCCACCGACGCGCCAACCACCAAAGUCUCGACGAGCGUGACGAGCAUGAGCGCUAGUCUUGCGAAUACCACGCCUGUGACGGUCACGGAGGGGGUGUGGAAGUUAAGCCCGAAGCCGACGGAGACGAAGGCGGAGGAGGGUAGUGCGGCAGGUCUGGAUCCGGGCUCGGGGAUGGGGAUGGGAGGAGAUAUUGGGGCGGUGGUGCUUGCAGGUUUGGUAGGGGUUGUGGUUGGGGUUUUGGGGUUGGUGUUGUAA